AAAACCCAAAAAGUUGUUGGGUAUGAAAUAAGCCGGCAACCAUAACGAUUUUUCUUCUAUUCCUGAAAAAUUAAUAAUUUCUUGUUUCUUAUAUGUAUUUUGUAAAUUAUAGUACACAAUUUUCAAAAUGAAGUUCCGUUUAAAAAUGGAUCUGUCCCAAUUCUAUCACGAUGAACGCAAUCUAGCUUAUAUCCUCGUCGAUCCGAAAUGGGACCAAGUUAUUUGCCUACAGGAGCACGUUCAAAAGCUAUUCGAUGUUCCCGAGGUGCAAUUUCUUACCGAUGAUGGAAUUUACAUUCCUCCACGAGAAUCCAUUGAUGUUAUCAAAAGUAAUGAUGUUUUGAGAGCUAUCAUUCCAAUAAAGUCUAAGAAAAAGAAGAAAAAGCGAUCAAAAUCGUAUUCGAUGAAUGGUUCUGUCCUUGAACCAAGUGACGCUUCCUUAGAAAUCACUGGCGAUAAACGCAAAUGCGACGACGACGAUGCAGAGGGACUAACUUGUUCCACCCCAAAUAUUCAACCGAAGAAAAAACAACGAACUGCUAUUGACGUGGAAGAACAAAACAGUUCCAUUAUAAUUAAGGAUCAAAGUUCCAUUAAGGAAUUCGAAGAAAGUAACAUACAAGCUCUUCAGAAUAGCAAUACAGUUACUAGUACAAUAGAUUCUAAUGAACAAAACAAAUCAAAGGAAGGCAUUGAAACCUUUGUAUGUCCAACAAACGAUGCCAAUGAUGUCACUGCCAAGUCACGAAAACGAAAGCGUUCUCGCAAAAAUAAGAACUCUCUUGAUAACAAAGACAAUGAAGAGAAAAAUAGUCGACUUUCAUCAGUUCCUAUUCCAAUUUCAUCUUCUACCCUGAGACUAUCCAAAACAAUGUCAACUCCCAAUUCGUCAGUGAAGCAUGUACACUUCAGUGACGAAGAACCAACUUUGAUUGAAGAAAAUCCCAAAUCUAAAUCAGAUCUUGUGAUAUAUCGAAGUCUUCUUAGUAUGGAUACUGAGGUUAGAAUAGUGGAAGCAGAAAAGGAAGAAGAACUAAAUACUAAGACAGAGCCAGAAUCUCAGGUUAAGAAACCCGUAAUUCAAAUUCACGAACAUAUUGUUAUACUUCCUGCCCCAGAAUUGGAUAUUUCGUCGGCAGAUGCUGAUCCAAAUGAGUAUUGUAGCGUUAUUGAGGUAGAUGACAGUGUUGUAAGGUCAGAACCUGAUGAAGAGACAACUCAAGCAGUUAAUGAAAUCAUUGAAGAUAUCAAUGUUGAUAAGAUUCUUCCACUUUCUGAGGAGCUAUCGGAAAUGCCAAAUGUCGGUGAUGUCAUACUUUUUAAAAUGUACCAACUAAGUGAAGCCUGUACGCCAGAAAUAUCAAAAUACAUCUGCGGACGAUGUGAAGAAAUUGACCCAAACAUGAAAACAUUGAAUUGCCUUGUGCUAGAUGGUUUUGAGCAGUUAGAUGAGAACUUACCAAAACUUACUCCUAGCGAUGAGAAUCAAGUCAAGCGAUGGGGAAAGAUGAACUGUUUUCAGUUUUCCUUCAAUGAAAUGCUGGAUAAGCGAGUUUUUAAGAUGUAAUUUGUUGUAAUCAUUUUAAUAUCGUCUAUGGAUAUUAUCACUGACUUCUCUACCUGUUAUGUUUAUGAACAAUUUUUUGCCGUGAAAAUGUAUUUCUUUUUGUUAUGUUAUAAAUUUUUUGUAUUCAAAAUCCUAAUAUGAUCUGUCAUUAAAUAAAUAAAAUAGAACAGAAAUAAGAACCAAAUAAA
Messenger RNA from Episyrphus balteatus (marmalade hoverfly), 1755 nucleotides. RefSeq lists its product as uncharacterized. The transcript is spliced from 5 exons. Lineage: Eukaryota; Metazoa; Arthropoda; Insecta; Diptera; Syrphidae. The record is from RefSeq and is a predicted model, not a curated record. The coding region runs from base 128 to 1567 and encodes 479 amino acids.